GGGCAGUACCUGAAAUUUGCACCUCAAAUGGCGGCUACACACAUGAAACUCUUAUUUCUGUUUUUAAUUUGGAGUCCUUUUUUCAGCCAAUCAGGCGUCAGCGCAAGCGCUAAAUGCCAUUCUCCUAUGGAUGCCAUCAUUGUCCUCGAUGCAUCUGGAAGCGUUGGCUUUGAAAACUGGCAGAAAACCGUUAACUUUUCAUCUGAUCUUGGACACAGCGUCAUGGGCUUUCAUCCGGGAAACAAAGUCGGGGUUGUAGAGUUCAGUCAAGUUGCUAAUGAAGCAGUUGCUCUGACGGACAAUAAAGAUAUAUUUGAUAAUGGUAUUAAAGUCCUAAGUGAAACUUACCAGAACGGAAUAACAAGAACAGAGUUGGCCUUGUCUAAAGCAGCAGACAUGUUUAAACGAGAAAGUGUGCAAAAGGAUCACAGAUUGCUUGUAAUUGUAACAGAUGGMAAGACCACACCACUGGAUGGAACACCAGGAAUUGAAAUUAUUGCACAGCCUACCGCUGACCUGGCAAACCUAGGAGUAAAUGUUGUGGCAGUCGGUGUUAGUGAUAGCGUCAAUCUAGAAGAACUGAACCUGAUGGCUACUGACCCUGACUCUAGUAACGUAUUGAAGAUGAGCGAUUAUGACGAGCUUUUGAAACAAGUCAAUAAAAUCUCUGAAAUUGCUUGCCCGACUGAAGCUCCGACGACCCCUACAAUCACCCAACCUCAAACCCAGUCUACGACACCCAGACCAAUUGUGACAAAUGCAACAACAGCUACUCCUUCCACUUCUCCGGCACCCAUAACGCCACCGCCCAUCCCUAUCACGACGCAACCCCCAACCACAGGGCCAACUACAGCUACUCCUCCUCGUGUUCCUGAAGAAAAAUGCGAGGCCCCUUUUCAUAAGAUUGGCUGCUUUCAGGAUGACAUGAAAGUCCCACGGCCUUUACCUGAGCUGUUAUUCACAGACCGCGAUCAAACAUCGCCAGUUAGUUCAGGAAUAGCUUUAGAUUGGAACAACUGGAGCACAUACCUGACUAAAUUGGUUUGUCGAUGCUCCAAGGCCGCUAGAUCUAAGAGAUAUAAUUUCUUUAGCAUCCAGUAUUACGGUGAGUGUUGGUCAGGACCUGACGCUGGUGAAACGUACAAACGGAAUGGGGUUUCUUCAAAAUGCAUAACCAAAGAAGGGCAGCCUUGUACUCCAGAUAAACCUGAUGUCUGUGCUGGAGAAGCGGAGACAAAUUACGUCUAUGGAAUUGAUAUGCCUAAGGAAGCAACCUGUGAUAUACCAUAUGAGAAGUUAGGAUGCUACAAGGACAGCCAACAACAGCCACGUCCAAUGAACGAGCUCAUCCUUACUGACCGCGACCCAACAGAUCCUGUCUACAGUGGUAAAACGAUCGACUGGGGGAACUGGAACACUUAUUUGAUUGAUUUGGUUUGUAGGUGUGCUAGGAAAGCCGCCGAAAAGAAAUACAACUAUUUUGGUAUUCAGUAUUUUGGUGAAUGCUGGUCGGGAGCAGAGGCUGGUGAUACAUUUGGUAGAGAUGGACUUGCAGAUACGUGUGUUACCUAUGGUUACAAUGCAUGCCCGGCAGACCCUAAAGCAAAUACGGAUCAAUGCGCGGGAAAGCAGUUCACCAACUAUGUCUAUGGUAUUAGAGCUGCAGCUCCCACUUGCUCAGUGAAAUACGAAAGGGUUGGCUGCUAUAACGACAACCAUUCAGACCCAAGACCUUUACCACAACUCAUCCUAACUGAUCGAGACCCGACCGAUAAGGUUUACAGUAAUGUUACCAUUGACUGGGGCAACUGGGAUUCGUACAUUGAUGAUCUGAUUUGUCGAUGUGCAAGAGUGACUCAAAAUAAGCGAUUUACAUACUUUGGAGUCCAAAACUAUGGCGAAUGCUGGUCUGGAUCAGAAGCAGCAGAGACAUACAACAAAGAUGGGGACUCAGCUAACUGUAUUACUGACGGAUACGAAGCCUGUAAGGCUUCCUCGACGGAAUGUGUAGGCAAAGAGAAAACCAACUUUGUUUACAAAGUACCCUUCAGUUAGAAACAAACUCAGUCAAAAAGAGACAUUAAAGAUAUGAAUAGCAAACGAUUUGAAUGAUUUUAAAUACACAAGUAUCGAGGUGCAUGUCCUUGCAAUGUUGCAGCACCUUUGAGACUUUUGACCACGUAUCUCGCCAGCCUAGUUUCGCGCCAUGGCUUUUUAAUACAUUAUCACAUAAAUGUAAAGUACAUUUUCUGAAAGUUAAAUAAACAUAAUUAUUGUAAAUGUA
Actinia tenebrosa (Australian red waratah sea anemone) is the source of this 2284-nucleotide messenger RNA. RefSeq lists its product as uncharacterized. NCBI's taxonomy places the organism in Eukaryota, Metazoa, Cnidaria, Anthozoa, Actiniaria, Actiniidae. The record is from RefSeq and is a predicted model, not a curated record.